CACGGGCUGGAUCUCUGGAUUUCUGGACUGGACUACAAGUGCAAAGCCGGACAAGGUCAUUGAUCAUCAAACUAAACUGAGAAGGUUCAAAAGAAAACGCACACGGAAACUGCAUUCAUGAAUAUGCAACAGACGGUGUUUGUAGCUGUUGAGACCACUGGUCCCUCAUCCAGUUCAACAACCCAGGAGGAUGAUGUGUCUCUCAGCUGCAGCAUGAGGAACAAAGGAUUCACUGUUCCUUGCAUGAGCUCCUCGGAUGUGGAAGCUUGCAUUAAAAUGUUUGAAUCACAUCCAGGUCCACUGGUGUUCAGAAAUGGAAAGAUCAUCAGACAGUCUGAGAUCACAAACUGGAAUGAAUUCCAGUUAACAAGAGAGCCUGUAUGCUUGAUCAAACUGAAACGAGAAAACAAAAUCAAGUCCUGCUAUGGAGUCUACUUGGGGAAUGAUUACACCUUGACUGCCUGUCAUACAUUUGAGUAUGCUCGUCUAUAUGACGCAUAUGUUUUCUUUCCCACCACAGAUUUUGUUCUGAUUUAUGAGGCAGAACUUCCCAAAGAACAGCACAUGUUUCAUGACAAAGAUCAGUGCCUUAUUAAAUUACUCGGGGAAACAAAUGUUUUGGGCAAAGGUUUACUUGACUGCAUUUGUGAACCCAGUAAGAAUGAGGAUUUAUAUUUCUACACAUUUGAUAGCCAGGGGAAUCUCCAAAUGCAUACAUGCAAAGAUAUCACUCAUUUCUCUGCCAUGAAUGAGAAAAGGCAAAAAAAUGAGUUUCUGAUGUCCACGGCAGGUCAGCCAGGUGAAAGUGGCAAUCCUGUUUUCAGUCUGAGAUCCAAAAAAUGUGUGGGAAUAUACAGAGGAGUCACAAUGUCAAAGAAAGAAUGUGCAUCCAAAAUAGAUUACAAGCAACUGAUAGAAUACACAGCGCCACUAAAAGCAAAUCCAUCUUGCUUGAACAUGUUCUACAGCAUCUUGUCCAUUCUUAAGACUGCAUUUUUUUGCUGUCCGGCCCCAAGCUAUCAAACCUCUGCCGAUGAUUCAGAAUAA
Labeo rohita (rohu) is the source of this 1047-nucleotide messenger RNA. RefSeq lists its product as uncharacterized. The transcript is spliced from 3 exons. NCBI's taxonomy places the organism in Eukaryota, Metazoa, Chordata, Actinopteri, Cypriniformes, Cyprinidae. The coding region runs from base 118 to 1047 and encodes 309 amino acids. The record is from RefSeq and is a predicted model, not a curated record.